UAGAGAUACAGUACUAAUAUGUUUUGAGUGGCCAAAUGUUUAAGUGUGACAGUUUUAGUAUAUCAAUCCUCAGUUGUCUGUCCUCAACCUCUCAUGUCUAAAGAGUGCAAACAACGAUGAAGCACGGCAACAAGGAUUUGCUGGUGCACAGCAAUGGGACCGUAGAGCACAUGGUCAUCAUGAAUACUGUGGUGGGCUGUGAGGUCAAUCUAUACAAUUACCCCUUCGCUUCAGAUUUCUGCGCCAUCGGAAUCAAUGUGUGGGCACUUAGGGGAUGUGGCAUGUUCCUGACCUUUGGGAAUGUGAGCAAAACUAGCGCAAACCGCGGGGACUGGCUAACCGAGGCAGUGGAACUCAAUGCUAAAGGAGGCAGAGAUGAUCGCAACUAUCUAUGGGUGUCGCUGAAAAUGCGGUCCGAAACCCCGUUUCUGACCCUGGUCCUGCCCAGUAUACUGAUCAUUGUGGCUGAUGUAGUGAGCUAUACCUUGCCACUGGGAAAGGGCAAGCGCAUCCCCUUCAAGGUUACACUGGUUCUCAGCUUCAUCAUGUUCCUCAUCAUCCUCAAGGACCUUCUGCCCGGAGGAGGCCAGUGCAGCCCCAUCAUCCGAAAGCACUUCUGUUUCUGUUUGGUCAUCCUGGUGUUGAGCAUGUUGCAGUCUAUGGUGCUCACACGUCUGGCUAAGUGUGGCACUCUCUGGCCCUGCAGCCGCUCCAAGUCCAAAGACUCACCGCUUAAAGACACAGACAAUGAAGAGGAAUCCAGGCCUGAUAUUACUGUCAUCAAACUGAAAGCCUCAGAGGAAGAGAAGAAUUCACCCCUCCAGAAGGUGGUAAAGUUUCUCAACAAAAUGGCUGCACAAGACCAGAAAGAAGUUAGACACCAUCGCUUUGCCAACAAAGUAGACUUGAUCUGUUUCUGUAUCUAUCUCACCAUCCUCAUUGUUUAUACAGCCGCCAUUUUAUAUUUCUCCUUUGGUUCUCGGUGUGAGAUCAACCAUUUAGAAUUCUGGGAGAACUAAAUUCUUUAUUUGUCUGUUUGGGUCAUAGAGAAUGAUAGAGAAAGCAUUCCUAUAUCAUUCCCAUUAUGAUGUCUGUGAGCGCACCGGCAGCGCCAUUGAGGCAAUCUCCAUUUAAGUAGCCAAUUUUCUUCUUCUACUACUACUACUUCUAUGA
Messenger RNA from Coregonus clupeaformis (lake whitefish), 1173 nucleotides. Its product is annotated as 5-hydroxytryptamine receptor 3A-like. The transcript has 5 exons. Gene Ontology annotation, biological process: monoatomic ion transmembrane transport; regulation of membrane potential; signal transduction. The record is from RefSeq and is a predicted model, not a curated record. Gene Ontology annotation, cellular component: membrane; neuron projection; synapse. Lineage: Eukaryota; Metazoa; Chordata; Actinopteri; Salmoniformes; Salmonidae. The coding region runs from base 117 to 1019 and encodes 300 amino acids. Gene Ontology annotation, molecular function: extracellular ligand-gated monoatomic ion channel activity; transmembrane signaling receptor activity; neurotransmitter receptor activity.